Entamoeba histolytica HM-1:IMSS is the source of this 1243-nucleotide messenger RNA. RefSeq lists its product as uncharacterized. NCBI's taxonomy places the organism in Eukaryota, Evosea, Mastigamoebida, Endamoebidae. The annotation marks the transcript as partial. The record is from RefSeq and is a predicted model, not a curated record. The transcript has a single exon.
AUGACUCAUUUAGAAAAUGUCUUUUUAAAGAAUGUUUUAUUGUAUUUACCAACAUUAAAAGAUGUAGGGAGAUUUGCACAAGUAAGUAAAUCAUGUGAAGAAGCAAUCAAUACGAUUUAUGUCAAUCCAUAUGAAUUAACAAUCCAUCAUUCAUUUGAUGAAAUUAUUCCAUUAUUUCCUAAUUUACAAACAUUUUAUGUUAGAAGAUGUCCAUCAAGAUUAUACAAAAUAACAGCAAAUGAUAUUCCACUUAUUGAAGUAGGAGGAUGGAAUGAACAAUCCAAACAAACACAAGUGUUUAACACAAAAUGGUUUUGUUCCAAAAUAAGGAAAAUACGAAUAGAUGGAUAUUAUUGUAAAAAAGUAAUAGAAAAACAUCCAAACUAUUUUAUUCAAUUACAAGAAUUAGUUGUUAUGAAUGGAAUUGAUAUUAAUGCAUUAAUACAAUUAUUUGAAUUACCAACAUUAAAAAAAGUAAUUAUUAUUUGUAGUAUUGGUGAAUUUCAACUUCUUUCAAAGUCAUUUGAUUUUAAUAAGCAUAACCAAAUCAAUUUCAUUAUUAUUUUUAUUAUUACAUAUUCAAACACUAACAUAUUAAAUCAAAUGGAUUAUAAUCAAUUCAUUAAUUGUAGAUUUUACACAAGAACAAUUAAUAAAUCAACAAUGAAUUGUCCUUAUUUACCAAUAUUACCAUAUGAAUCUCAAUUCUUAAUAGAUAAUUGUGAUAUGACUAUUGAAAGUGAUGUGUUCAAUAAAAUCAAUGAAAUCAAUGAAAUAAUUGUAAAGAACAAUUUACAGAAUAUUUUAAUUAAAAAUGUUUUGAAUGACUAUGAAGGAAAUAGAAUUGAUUUAACACCAUUAUCAAUUGAAUCAUUAUCAAUACAAGACGUUGAAAAACAAAAUGUUGAUAUUAUCAUUCCUCCACAUUUAAAAUCAUUAAUAAUUAACAGCUGUAAAGCAUCAAUUGAUAUUUCAAAAUGUCACUUAAAAAAGAUAAUAAUAUCUAAUUAUCAAGGAAAAGUAAUGGAUAUAUAUGAUGAUAAAUUAGAAGUAUUUCAAAAUAAUUCCAAUGAAGAAGUAACAUGGUAUCAUAACAAUACAUUACUUAAGAAAAAUGAAAUUUAUGUAGAUACAAACAAAAUUACUUCAUUUAAAACUGGUUACAUAUAUUAUUUUAUAAACAUUAAUAACAAUAAUAAUUAUAAUAAUAAUAAUAAUGCUUCAAAAACUAUCAUUUUUAAAU